UGUUUUACAAAACACACACAGUACAGUUGGGAGCUUGUUAGGAUGUUCGAACACUUUACCACUAAACUACUCAUCACGCGUAUUUCCCUGCUUAACAGCUUAUACUCGUACUUCGAACAACACCGACCCCGCCCUUAAAAAGCCAUCUAACCCCUGUAAUUAACCUCCACAAGGGACGUGCAGAAGCACACACACAAAAAAUCUUUUUACCAUGGGCAUGGCCACCGCAGCCGCCGCGACGACGGCCGCUCCGGACAAGCUCCGGCAGCCGUGCAGGCCGAGGCCGGCGGCGCAGAUCUCCUCCUCCAAGAACCGCGGGCCCAAGGCGCCGGUGGUGAUCGCGCACGAGUGUCCCAGCGCGAUGCGCGCCCACGUCCUGGAGGUCCCCGCCGGGCGCGACGUCCUGUCGUGCGUCGCGGCGUUCGCGCGGCGCGGGCGCUGCGGUGCGCUGGUGCUGGGCGCGGCCGGGCACGUCGCGGACGUCGUACUCAGGGAGCCGGCGCUGGUGCUCCGCGGCACGACGGAGAUCCUGAGCCUGGCAGGGUGCUUCUUCCCGUCUCCCUCGGCGUCAGCGGCGGGCGUCGCAGUGUUCCUGGCCGGGCCGCGAGGCAGCGUCCUGGGCGGCGCCGUCGCGGAGGGAGGGCUCGUGGCCGCCGGUCCGGUGGUGGUAAUGGUGGCCACGUUUGUCGCGGCUGCGAUCGACCGGUUGCCGCUGGUGAAGGGGGGCGAAUCCUCCAAGGCGGACGGGAGCGACGUGCACGGCGUGGCCGGACAGUGGCGGUGCGGCGGCCAGCCGCUGCAACAACAGUGCGGAUGGGCGCCGCUGUGUCGGAAGCUGGGCGCGAAGAGCUGAACCCUAUGCACCGAGUGGAGAAUAUAUAUUGGGCCGUCAUAUUGUUCGUUGGCAAGCAGGCCGAUGUGGAGUUUUGGUCCAAGCUUUGAAAAAAAAAAUCCAUGUUCUGCUUUUAUCUUCUUUGGCUGUGAGACAACAGAAACUUUUCAAUGUCUCAAAAGAAACACGAACUUUUCAUGAAGGUACAGUGUUAAAAAUACUCCCUACGUUCACAAACAUGAGAUGUUUUGGAUAUUUCAAUAUGGAUUAUAUAUACAGACUAAAUGAGUGAACGAACACACU
This is a messenger RNA of Triticum urartu, 1135 nucleotides long. Its product is annotated as AT-hook motif nuclear-localized protein 16-like. The record is from RefSeq and is a predicted model, not a curated record. NCBI's taxonomy places the organism in Eukaryota, Viridiplantae, Streptophyta, Magnoliopsida, Poales, Poaceae. Gene Ontology annotation, molecular function: minor groove of adenine-thymine-rich DNA binding; DNA-binding transcription factor activity. Gene Ontology annotation, biological process: vegetative to reproductive phase transition of meristem. Gene Ontology annotation, cellular component: nucleus.